AUGGGCCCCCGGCUGCAUCGAGGGCACAACAAAGCCGUCGAAAGGGAUACUAUUAGUUAUAGUUCCAAUUGGUGCGGUGCAUCGCAGCACGCGCCCCCGGCGGAGAAAAUCACCAACGCGAUCGGUUACUUCACCGUGCCCGACUUGACGCUACGGCCAGGGAUUCCGGCGCCGCAGUUUGCCGCCGCGUGGGUUGGCAUCGACGGGGCGGAAUGCAACUCGACCCUAUUGCAAGCGGGAUUCACGACCGUUGUCAACUCUAACGGAGGACAGAGUGCCUCGGCCUGGUGGGAAUGGUACCCGGAGGCUGCCUAUAGCAUCGACGGCCUCAAGGUCAAGCCCGGCGAUUGGGUGUCGGUAAAUAUCACAGCGAGGGAUGAGACGAGCGGGACAGUGGUCAUCACCAACUCAGAGCAGGGCACCGCGGUCACCAUGGAAAUCAACAACGGACCGAAGCUGUGUCGUCGGGACGUUGAAUGGAUAGUGGAGGAUUUCUACCAAUCCGGGGAGCAGGUCGAGUUGGCGCACUUCUCGGACCUCUGGUUUGUCGACUCGGUGGCGACGACGGCGAGCGGCAAGCUUGUUGGUUUUGACGGGGCGGCCAUGGUGCAUCUUCAGAACGAAACGGGUCAAGUGCUCUGCUCAGCUGAGCGCUACGACAACACUAAUGUGGUCCUCGUCUCGCAUCUCUAG
Messenger RNA from Chaetomium globosum CBS 148.51, 693 nucleotides. RefSeq lists its product as uncharacterized. Bases 1 to 693 code for a protein of 230 amino acids. Gene Ontology annotation, biological process: proteolysis. The transcript has 3 exons. Gene Ontology annotation, molecular function: glutamic-type endopeptidase activity. Lineage: Eukaryota; Fungi; Ascomycota; Sordariomycetes; Sordariales; Chaetomiaceae. The record is from RefSeq and is a predicted model, not a curated record.